GUCGGCGUCGCGUCAGGCGGCGGGGAAGGGCGCGGCUCCGCGGCCAUGGAGGCGCCGGGGAAGGGCGGCCUCGUCCUCGGCAACCUGGCCGAGGUGGUGGAGCGCGUGCUCGGCUUCCUGCCCACUAAAGCGCUGCUGCGCGCCGCCUGCGUGUGCCGGCUGUGGAGGGAGUGCGCGCGGCGGAUCCUGCGCACGCGGCAGCGCCUCGCUUGGGUGUCGGCACUGGAACCCGGCCCGCCUGGCGGACACACGCUGGUGCAGGCCUUGGCCCGAGAGCUCGAGAGGGUGCACGUGCUGCCCCAGACCGUGCUCUACAUCGCCGACGCGGAGACGUUCAGCGGGCACGAGGAGUGCCACGAGCACAAGAAAGCCAGAAAAAGAAACAGUAAAGAAACAGCCAUUGCGAUUGAGAAACUGUUGCCAAAGCGAUGUCAGGUCCUUGGACUGCUCACCCCGGGGAUCGUAGUUACCCCUAUGGGUUCAAGCAGCAACCAACCUCAAGAAAUUGAAGAUGGUGAAGCUGGGUUUGCUCUUUUGUUUCCCAAAAUUGAUGGAGUUAAAAUCCAAACCUUCCAUUUUCCUAAAGAAGUAAAGAAUAGGGUCAUUGACGAAAACAAAUUUGCUGAAGCAGGCCUGAAGAAUAAUCCAGAUCUUCGUGUGGUUCUUCUGUUCGGCUACAACUCCUGGAAGUCUGGAGCUACUCGUUUUCUUCAUCAAAUAGUCAAUCCUUUGAAUGAAAAAAGUAUCAUCCUAGCUGGGGGACAAGUGGAGAGCUUUACAUCGCUGAUCUCUGAGAAUAAUAACGCCCAGCCCAGCGAUGCCUGUGGGGUGGUUGGGCUGGCUUUCAGCGGGCCCCAGAUCCAGAGUGCCACGGUUUUGUUAGACCAGGAUGUCGCUGAUGAGAGGACAGCAGAAGCCGCCAUGCAGCGUCUGAAAGCAGCAAACAUCCCCGAGUGUAACACCAUUGGCUUCAUGUUCGCGUGUGUUGGCCGAGGAUAUCGGCACUAUAAAACCAAACGGAAUAUGGAAGCAGAUGCCUUUAGGAAGUUUUUUCCAAGUGUUCCCCUAUUUGGCUUUUUCGGACACGGGGAAAUAGGAUGUGAUCGGAUAGUUACUGGGAAUUUCGUAUUAAGAGAAUGUAAUGAUGUAAAGGAUGACCUGCUUCAUGGUUACACUACUGUUAUGACUCUCAUUCAUCUCGGUUCAACUAAAGCAAACCAGGCGUGAGUGUGUUUGCAAUGCAUCAGUGAGCUGCUUCGUCCCGAAGAGCGGACAUCCUGCAGUCAGAGCACUUCCCAAAGCAUAAGCACCAUUUUCGUAACAUUAUCAAAUCCUGUAGUUGGAACAGUUGAAUGUAAUAGCUGUGAGGAAGCCUUGCCUUUCGUGUAACCCCCUGCACGUGCUGAAAUUGCAGGGAAAUGAUAUUGAAUGGAGUUCUGCGAUCGAAGAAAGCCUCUUUUCUUUCUAAAAUGAGAACAGUUUGCACAAGUGGCAGUCAGAGGCCAAGCAAUCACCGUGUAGAAAUAAUACUUUGAUGCGCUCUAUUUAUGUAUGCGAAACAGUGCAGAAGAGCUACCAACGUGUGCUGAAAUGCUGGUGCAGGAAAUCCACCAGUUUGUGGGUUUAAGAGUGAUGCGCAGCCUGCCCAGGGUUGGGCCCUGUUCACAGACCUGAGUCGUUUACUGGGUAAAACUCAAGGAAAUCUUUAGGAAAAAAUAACCAAGAAAGUGCUCAUUAAAUAAAGACAACAUUAUGUAAAUGCACCUGGCCUUCUGUUCUUAGAGAAAAAAGCUCUGAUCUUGUGAGGUGCUCUCAGCUUUGAAGCUCAGCUCAAUUCACUAUCUUGAACUACAUUUCAGUCAUCUUAAAGGUUUGAUUUAGAACAAUACCUGAUACGUUGUGUCUACCAGCAAUCUUAGCCUUUGUGUACGAAAGUUUACACAAUCAGAGUGGACUGCUUAUCCUUCCUUUUAGAUUCUUUGUAGCCUGAUCUUCUCUGUUACAAACUUUUAACUCCACAGUACAAAAAAAUGAAGACUCUCCCUGGUAUCUUUAAGAAGUCUUUUUGCUUUUUAAUAUGAAAUUCUGGGCCACGCAAGACCUGGUGAUGUUUGUGUCCAGCCCUACGACUUGGGCUUUUGUGUUUCGUGAGCUGAAGCUUUUACAUCAGUUAUCUAUUUCGGGUACUGUUACAGAGUUCACAUAGGUAUUUUCAUUAUAUUCUCAGCGUAGCUCCUAAUAGUCUGCUCACUUACACAUUUCUUCCUCCCUUUUACUUUCACUUGGCAACAGAAUGACAAGAACCUAAGAUUUGUUUUGGACCAUUUCAUCGUGCUUUGAAAUGCCUCACUGGGCAUCUGCCCUGUUCGCAGUUUAGUAAGAGGAAAAUACUUAGCUGUAUAUUGUACAACAAUAUAACUAUCUUUUGCUGUCCGUGUAAGAGCCAGGGCUACACUUGGCCACUUCCAGUCCAUGUCUCUGUGCUGUGUAGCACUGGGAGAGGCCUCACGAGCAGGGAGAGGUGUGCCUGUCCUGAGAGCAGAACUGCUGUCUGUGGGUGCAGAGCACAGGCAGUACUUUCCCACGGCUCCGUUGGUGGUGGUGUUUCUUAACUCAAAGACAGAGGAUGUGAUCUCCCUGUGGCCUUCUUGCCAGGGACAGGAGACCAGUGACUGUGGGUGUGACUUGGAACAGCUUUACUUACUGCAUUUGGAAGAAAAAGUUGGGAAAUCAGUGUGCUUGAAUUUAAGUGGAGGACAGGGAGAUGCGUGCUUUCUCUUUUCAGCGUAACAGGAACGUCACACGUGGCCCUUUCUCACCAUGUAGCAUUACAUAUUUAACAGUAGGCAAAGAAUACGUUUUGUUGCUGUAAUACAGACAGGACUUCUGUAGUAGUUACCCCAAGUUCCAUGAGUUUGGUCUAUCACCAGCACAGCUGUUAGCAUAAACCUGUCAACUUCAACCCACACUUUGCUGCAGUAGAAGUAAAGGAAGUAUAAUCAACCACACAUCUGGAUCAAGAGUGCAAGCACGUCCAGAAGUGCCCAAAGAAGCAGCUCAUCAGCUUCAGCCAUGGCACGACGAAGCAGAAAAUGAGAAUGCAGUUUGAAGGAGCUCAUUGUUGGGGAGGUGUUCUCAGCUCGGUCCUUCGGCUAAAGGUGCUCGUGAGUGCUGGAGGUAACCACACCAUGAAGAAGGCUCUGGUGGGGAAAUCCCAAGGGCUUGCACUGCAUCCAGGAUUGUCUCCACCAGUGGGGAAGGGGGAAGAGCCCAGAGGACACCAGGACUGUGUGCUGCCCAGCUGGCAUUGCUGCACUGCCUCCCCUGGACUGUGUCAUCUGUCCCAUGUGCCAGGGCAGUGGUGUGGUACAUAGUAUUGCUACGUAUUUGAUUAAAGUGUUUUGGUAUCCAGA
Messenger RNA from Gallus gallus (chicken), 3413 nucleotides. RefSeq names its product F-box protein 22 (gene FBXO22). Gene Ontology annotation, biological process: positive regulation of proteasomal ubiquitin-dependent protein catabolic process; regulation of skeletal muscle fiber development; protein polyubiquitination. Lineage: Eukaryota; Metazoa; Chordata; Aves; Galliformes; Phasianidae. Gene Ontology annotation, molecular function: protein binding. The record is from RefSeq and is marked provisional. Bases 46 to 1227 code for a protein of 393 amino acids. The transcript is spliced from 7 exons.